CAGUCUAUAAAUAGAGGCCGGGCUCCCCACGUGUUCCUUUUCCAGAGCCGCCGCCAUCAUGGAGGGUCCGCGGACACAGGCCGUCAAACUGGCGCGGGUUACCAAAGUUCUCGGAAGAACUGGUUCCCAGGGGCAGUGUACUCAGGUUCGCGUGGAAUUUAUGGAUGACAGCAACAGAUCCAUCAUUCGGAAUGUGAAAGGGCCAGUCCGUGAGGGAGAUGUGCUCACACUCUUGGAGUCUGAGCGUGAAGCAAGAAGAUUACGAUAACAGGUAUACCGAACUGCCAACUGAAGCUACUAUCUAAAUAACUGGUACAGACACCUGGAAGCUACUUUGGACAACAUGGAACAAUAAAUUCUACAACUGGCUUGUCUUUCAACAUGAAA
Molecule: messenger RNA, 387 nt
Organism: Pristis pectinata (smalltooth sawfish)
Lineage: Eukaryota; Metazoa; Chordata; Chondrichthyes; Rhinopristiformes; Pristidae
Gene: rps28
Product: ribosomal protein S28
Exons: 4
Coding region: 59-268 (69 amino acids)
Biological process (GO): translation; ribosomal small subunit assembly; maturation of SSU-rRNA
Cellular component (GO): cytosolic small ribosomal subunit; ribosome
Molecular function (GO): structural constituent of ribosome
Source: RefSeq, a predicted model, not a curated record